CCAUAAUAUACUUGACUCGGCGUAGCAAGAGAUCCAUUGUUUUCCGACGUUUCGUGGAGGCAGCAGACCUCGUGCACGCGUUUUUCGAACAGCGUUUUAUUUUUAAAAACUCGAAAAUUUGCUCGGUCGCGAUGUUUUAUAUUUCCUUGUGUGGUAUUUUAGAAUAUUACGAUCGGAAAAACGUGCCGUGAGAGUGACUGAAAUAUAUCUACAGAGAAAACGUUACGAAAACGAAACCAAAAACAUGCGAAUUUAGGACAGCUGUUCAAUAUUUCGAAAUAUAAGUGUUUGUGAAUUUGGUUGAUACGAAAAGGUUGAAAAAGAAAAUACUAAAAAAUUGAAAUACUGUUAACCUUUGGAGAAUUUUAGAGAUAUAUAUAUAUAUAUACAAACACCUGUGGGUCCGCAUAUCUAUAUACAGAAUAAAAUAAGAGGACUGCGAAGGGGAGAUGAAAUAGUGUGCGAAAACUUCAUGAAAGCUCGUGGUCGUGUAAAGGCAAAUAACGAGACGAUGCCGCCCUCAUCGCAUGCAAAUUGGACGAAACCCCUCUUAAAGAGCGGUCAAAUGAUGCAAAUGCAGGUGAAACGGGCGGCGACCGGUGUAAAUAGACAAAAUUUACAAAAUUCAACAAUCGGCGAGCACGGUAGCCCCCUCGAUCGUCGAAUAAAGGUCGUUCUCGUGGGUGAUGGAGCUGUCGGAAAAACAAGUCUGGUCGUCUCGUACUCCACCAAUGGCUUUCCCGGUGAAUACGUACCCACGGCCUUUGACAAUUACAAUGUCGUUGUUAACGUUGACGGUUUACCAUUGAACGUACAACUGUGCGACACUGCCGGACAGGAUGACUUUGAUCCAUUGCGAUCGUUGUGUUAUCCAGAGACAGAUGUCUUCCUAAUUUGCUUCAGUGUCGUUUGUCCCUCGUCUUAUCACAGCGUCGCUUUAAGAUGGAUCGACGAAGUACGAAAAUAUUGUCCGAAUGCUCCUAUCAUUUUGGUGGGAACAAAAAGUGAUUUACGUUCGGACGUUCGUCUAAUGUUGCAACUAGCAAGAUACGGGCAAGCGCCGAUAACGACAAGCCAAGGUCAUCAAUUGGCACAGCGAUUGGGAGCUGUGAGCUACGUCGAGACGUCAGCGUUGACGCAACACGAUUUAAAGGAGGCGUUCGAUCAGGCGAUAGUGAGUGCCCUGAGUACGAGAAGAGGUGGAGCCGGUUUGUUAUCACGACGUAGGAAACCACUGUCGAUUUGGCGAAGAUGGUUGUGCUGUUGGGAACGAUCGUCUUCCAGCGACUCGUAAUUUCAUGUAUUUUUUCUAAUAUCGACUGGACGAAAGAGGGUUUAAAAAAAAGUGGGCUCUCUAGAUUUUUAACUGUGAUCAUUCGUGGCUACCACUGCAGAGUCUCAUUUGGUUCUUCUGAGUCGUAUUGAAACAAAAAGUAUUCGAUAAUGAAAAUUCACCGUUUGAAUGCGACGUUGAACUUUGUACUUUUGAACUUUCGUGUUAUUCACAAUUGUCAAUGGCUUUACGCCUUUUGAUUGCAGAUUCAUGACACAAGUAGAAAUUGAAAAAAAUUGACGCAUCCACAUGAAAAUAAAAGAGACAGAAAAAACAUACAUUUUUUCUUCCAUUUUAACGACAUAAAUUUGACAAUUAUUAGGAAAAUUUAGACUACUCUGUUAACAAGAUUUUUUGUAUUUCAAGCCAAGCGUUGAUGCUCUCGAUUCUUACCAAAAUUUUGUCAGUUUUUUGUCCGUUUUGUGAAAAUAAAUACGUGUAAACGAUUUGACAUAAACUGGCAUAGAUGGAAUUGAAAUUAAAGUUGAAAUGUAACGAGACAAUGUACUGUCGAUUCAACUACGUUAGGGAGCAUCGAUUUUCUUUCAUAACUAGUUCAUUUAUCAAUUUGUAAAACGGACUUAUCCAAAAAUUUGACCAAUUCCAAAGCUUAAGUCUAUGGAGAAAGUUGAUUGGUGAUACUGUAAAGAAAAAAUUCGUUGCCUUCAAGCGGUGCUAACUCGAAUUUUCAUAGUCUUAUACCAUUUUGAUAAAAAUAUUUCCGCCCUCGCGUGAGGGUUAUUAUUUGAGCUGCAAAAUAAAUCAAAUUCAAAAUAUUUUUAAGUCAUCGAGCUCACGUGAACAACUCAAAAUCGAUGGUGGCGCCUUUCGUACAAUAUAUAGUAAAUAUGGUCGCUGUCACAUUUCAGACGCCCCGCGUGUAUUCUAGCGAAUUUCUCCAUGAAUUUUUAUUGAAAUCGAGAAAAAUAAAUUUCAUAAUGAGCAGUGAAGAGGUGUGAAUCCGGCUCUGAUAUCUUUGGUUGUGGCAAAUGCGUGUGCAAUUUGUGAUAAAAUAAUCUUUGUAACCGGGGUAAAAGGUGUCAUGGUGUACGCAAAUUGCUCCGUAUUUUUAUUUACUCAUUGCGUUGGUGAGAAAAAUCUGCUGUCCGAAAACGAACUACAGCCGGAAUCGGCUAAUUAAUAGUAUCAAGAGACUCGGUAGAGUCUCGGGACAAGUACAUUGACAGCCUUGUCGUCCGCUGGCCCGAGGCUCUCGCCGAGAUCUUUUUAUUAUUUUUAUACUUUCUCUGAACAAAACGAUUCGCGGU
Molecule: messenger RNA, 2601 nt
Organism: Venturia canescens
Lineage: Eukaryota; Metazoa; Arthropoda; Insecta; Hymenoptera; Ichneumonidae
Product: ras-related C3 botulinum toxin substrate 1-like
Exons: 4
Coding region: 473-1294 (273 amino acids)
Biological process (GO): Cdc42 protein signal transduction; establishment or maintenance of cell polarity; endocytosis
Molecular function (GO): GTPase activity; protein kinase binding; GTP binding
Source: RefSeq, a predicted model, not a curated record